Colletotrichum costaricense is the source of this 1176-nucleotide messenger RNA. RefSeq lists its product as uncharacterized. The record is from RefSeq and is a predicted model, not a curated record. NCBI's taxonomy places the organism in Eukaryota, Fungi, Ascomycota, Sordariomycetes, Glomerellales, Glomerellaceae. The transcript has 2 exons. Gene Ontology annotation, molecular function: protein binding. The coding region runs from base 1 to 1176 and encodes 391 amino acids.
AUGGCCUGUCGCGUCCAUCAUCUACUGGGACAGGUUUACGGAAAUACCGAUAAGGCCCAAGAGUCCGUCGAGAACCAUAGCUUAGCAGUAGAUCUGGCUCGUCAAGCGCUCGGCGAAGAUGCAGAGGAGACUAUGUGGUUUACGGAGAGCCUCAUCAGUGCGAAGUUGGCGACUCAGUCGUUUCGAGAGGCACUCCAGCUUGCUGAAGAGCUUCUGGCACAUUCCGAGGAAGAACUCGGCGAAUUCCACGAACUUUCACUCGCAGUCAAGCAAAGCCUUCUCAUCAUCUACCAAAAACUAGGAAUGUGGCCAGAGUCAGAGCGCCUCCAUCGGGAAUUCCUCCACUCUUUCGAAGAAACUGGGGUUGAGUCCCCCGACGAAUAUGCCUUUCUCUAUCGAUCCCUAUCAAAUGCAUGCACCAAGCAAGGCUUCCACAGAGACGCAGAAGUCUUCCUUUCGAAAUUCUGGGAUUGGUUUCAAAACAGCGAACCAGACCAAGAAGAAGAAACGGUCGAGGUUAUGGCCGAGUUGGCACGAGCUUACGCAAGAAUGGGAAAUUUUGACGUCGCGAAUCAGUUCAUAUCCCGCAUGCAGGCCAUAAGCGAGUCUCUCUUUCCUGACGAUGACUAUGAUUAUGAAGAUAAUCGGGACAUUCUUUGCGCAUCUGCGCGUGCAGAUGUCAUGUUCCUGGCCUGUCAACGGGAGCAAGCUGCAGACUUGAAGCAGAAAUACGUGGACCUUCAACCCACCGACUUGGAUGCGGUACUCGCCUUAUUAGACAUGUACGAGACAACAGGCGAUUAUUCUAAAGCGGCAAAGGCUCUGCCUUUAGCCAUUGGCGCUGCUUGGAUCCUCAAGACGCAGUCAAGCCCGGAGGUUCACCAAGUGGCGAUCGCCAAGGUUGCUACUUAUGAUUCAAGGAUACAUACAGCAAUAGGCGAUUUUGAACUUGCCCAAGAACAGGCUACAUUGGCAGUGAAUCGGGCAUCAAAGUGGGAUCUCGGCAACUUCACCUACGCCGAAACAUAUCGAAACGCUCUCCAAGCCAUGAUGACGUUGUAUGAGACACUCGGACGGGACAGAGAGAGGGAGGAGACAAGACUUAAGAACUUCGCCGACAGGAAGAAGCCAGGGACAACCACUUGGAUGGAUUGGCACGAGACCGGGCGAAGGUGA